AGCAUUGGCGCAAGUCGGAUGGCCGUACGUGUGUUUCUCCAACACACCACCCGACCUUAAGCACCACAGACACCGCUCGGUCGCUCGCUGAGGCAGACGCACCCGCCAGCAGCCCUUUCAGAGAUAAUGUAUAAGUGAUGAGGCUAAGGGCUGCCGAAAGCUGUUAUUGCCUGAUAUUUGCCCUCGCCGAACCGCAAUGACAGCUAUCAAUGCUCGACGGAUAGGCAGCGCGGUUUUGUGUUGUCUUUUAGUGCAGCUGCUGACCAGCGGGCAUGAUGUUUUGGCCGCCGACUCAGACACCACUGCAGUGGGCGCCGAAGCCACCCCUCCGUCCCCCACGGACGGCUUCGAAACAGGCGGGGGAGAUAAGAAGUUCGGCGACAGAUGCGAGAGUUCAUCGGAAUGCGGGGUAAGGGGUGGUUUUUGCGACCCAUCCAAGAAGACCUGCCAGUGCAAGCCAGAAUUUCAAGUCACUAAUCACAUAGACAGAUGCGGCAGAGAGGCGUCCGUGAACGAGAGCUGCUACUUCAACGAGCAAUGCGAGAACGUGCUGUACAACACUGAGUGCAGGGACAACCGGUGCGUCUGCAGGUUUGAGAUGACCGCCGUCUACAACUCUGACGGCACCGUCAAAUGCGUCUCCAAGCCCGAGGCGCCCCGGGACGAGCCGCACGUUGAUCCAGCCAUGAUCGGAGUUCUGGUCGGCCUCGGUCUCAUGUUUGUCAUAAUGUGCGUCGUCUUGCGGCUGUUCAGCAAGGCUCGCUGGCGCGGCGAGAACCGGACUAUCUUCAACACGCCGAACCCGCGGCUGAUGAACGUGUCCCUGCUGGACAGCAAGCUGCUGCACGGCGGCAACCUGGAGCGACGGGCGAGCCGCGGCAGCGUGCGCGGCGCCCCCAGCAGGCACGCCAGCAUGACCUCGCUGCGGCCGGCCAAUUCACCGACGGGCUCUCGCCGGGGCAGUGGUGGAAGCAACGGGUCCACGCCGAAGUCGCCCAAGGAGAAGAAGAUCGUCGAGGAGCACGGCGACAACAACCACCACCCAGUGGGCACCGUGACCGUUGAAAUGACACCACCGGCCCAGCUGAACCAGCCUGAGAAGCAUGAGGUCUAGGGCGUCACUCCGCAACCUUUUGGAAAGCCAAGUUCAAAAAGUACUUAAAUAAUACCUUUCUGAGUCAGCUACGGAGAUUAACAACUAGAAAAAAUACUACUUAAUUAAAAUUAAAAAAAAAAAAUACUAUGGGCGAGACUCACUCCACUCUGCAGUAGAAAUGAGUAUCAAUUACGGUAAAAUUAAUUACAUACAUAAUUACGAUUAUUCUCUACUUGUGCAUUCCCAGAAUUAAAUUAUUAAUUAAUCACAGUCAAGCGAUCGAAGAAGAGCAGAACGAUUUUUAGCAAAAUGAGGAGCCUAGCGUAACAUGACAUAAUUAUUGGCCGGAGAUUUUAAUUAAUUCCAUAUAUUGACAGCCAGCAGUUAAUUAACCAGUAAUCAGUAAUAACCGAGUAUAAUAUUUAUGAAAGAUUUAAGGCAAAUGAUGUGUAACGAUACAAUAGAAUAAAUACAAUCAACUCUUUACUUUCUACCCUUUGAUCCCAAUUAAAUAAGAUGUACCUCCUCCUGAAAUAAAAUUUGUGGCGUAAAAUUAUUUGUGUGGUCCGAAUAUUUUAGCUUCAAACGUAGAGAUUACAGAUUGCAAUAGAACAAAAACUGCAAACAUUCAACGAUGAAAAGAAAACUUUUUCAACGCCUGCUAAACUCUCUAUUGCUAUGAUAAUGUUGAUUACUGCUCUCCUAGCCUCUUUGCAAUCUUCAGCUCCUCUCGAUGAUGGAAUAUAAAAAACUGCUAUCAGCGCGAAAAUAAACAUACAAAUCACGUGUUUUUUUCUCCGAGUGCCCGAUUUUCAAGCAUUUCAGUUUGCACAUAAUGUAAAAGAAAAAAAUACUCUGCAUACAUUUUUUGCGUCCUUUCUUCUUCAGCACAACGUCCAGUUAUAUUAUAUUAUUAAUAUACUUGAUAAAAAUGAAAAAUGCAACCUAAAGUAAGAUUAAUUAAAACAAAAAAAGAAACGCGAGACUUAACAAAAGAAUAAAGAGAUGACCAAAACGAGAAGAAUGUGUACUUUAACAAAAAUCACUGUAAGAGCAUGGUGUGUGUGCAAGAAAAAAACAUGAUUUUGAUGAUUCCGUGCCUCUUCGAUGAUGAAAUGAUAAUCAAAUUUUUAAAACGCAAUACACACGUGACGAUAUAUCACUACUUUUGAUUUCCCAUUCACCGCUGAAUUGUUGAUUUAAAAUCAUCAGUUUGUGUGUGCCAUCAUCCUUAAAAAUCGAACUAUUACACAUGGACAUCUCUCUUUCUCAUUACUAUGUUAGCUCCGCUUAUGGGCCGAGACUCGUUUCGGCCGCUGAAGAAAAGAUAUCGCGCAUAAAAGUAGCCUUCAUAAACUGUAUUACGCGACUUAAAAUUUACAUAUAUAAAUAAUAUCCUGCUGCUAUGAUGUAAGUGAUAUUUUAGAUAAAAUCUAUAAAAGUUUUAAGUAUAUUUCAAUGAGAAAAAAAACACUUACUUCCACACUCGAUGGAGCGUUUUGAAAAUAAUUUGCUAAGGAGGACAACCAAAACCAUACACAUAAUUGAAAACACUAUCCUAGAUCGAUGGAGCAAAAAAAUUAGAAAAGCAAGUUUAACUCGAUAAUCUCUUUUUAUAAAGUAAUUCGUUAAUGUGAUAGUUGAGCACAACUCUCUGGAUAAUUAUAUAUUAACUAAAAUCGCUAAAACGCAGAAACUUUCAAGCAUAAUAUAUAAAGUACAUGUAGCUUAAGAAAAAGAUGAAUGUUUAAUUAAAGGCACAUGCACUCAAAUCUCAAAAUUGGAACCCGGUGCCAACCAGCCAAAAUUCGCAACAAUGGACGUGGCCGACGCAUUACUAAGAAUUAAACGCGCUUUGCAGCAGAUUGCCCACCAAUUACCUUUUCUCUAAUUAACGAUGUAAUAACGAUUAAAGUAUUGAUCACUGACUUCACACACAACACACACACACGUGCACCUAGGUGUUGAAGGUAAAUCUAAUUAUUAAGCGAAUAACAAGUAAUUAAUAAACUAAAUAAACGACUCACAUGAACAUACACUCAUUGAAAGCACCCUUGUUGUCUCACACGCGAAACUCACACACACACACAAUCCACUUUCGAUGAUAUGACCUAUUUCUUGUAUAACCUUAGGCGGAAUCUCGUAAUUUUAAGGCGGCUGGUCGAAUAAUCUGGCGGCGGUCUUGGGGAAGAUCGCGGCCGUGUUUAUUCUCGCCACUUUCAAGCGCGUCCCUGGUUGCGUAUUUUCUGGGCCGGUUGAUCCACAAAAUUAUUUAAAAAAAAAAUCAAGCACAAAUUUUCCAGACGAAAAAUUUGCUUAGUUCGUUCAGCCAGCAAAGUAGCAAACGCAGAGCAGAAGCACUGCUGUACCGUAGGUGAACACACACGACCAAUUGUAUUAAAUUAUGAUUAUCGUUAAGAUUAUGGACAAGCUCUUUUCUCCUGCUUCUCUCUUUCGAUCCAGAAUAAAAAAGUAUAGCCUAAUUCUCCUCUCACAAAGCAAAAUACGACACACAAAAAGACAGGAAAGAACGAUCUCUUCUUACUAUACAAAAAUAUAUCAUAUAUUGUACGGAAAAAAAUUAUGAUGGCUUUAAAACACGAUUUGAAUCAACGUACCACUCACAACACACGACAUUUCCAUUUUAAUGUGUAAGCUCAAAGUACUAUUAUUACUAUACAAAAUAUUAUCCAAGGAUAUAUUGUAACGAUUGUAGGCCCUCUUCACCGAGUUUGUUUAGCGAUUAGACGCGGAGGAGAAUAAAAAUGUAUCAAGGAAUAAGUGCCGAAAAGGUUUGAAUUUUUGUAUCAAGGGGAAGAGAUGCAAAAUUGCCUACUUUUUCGAAACGGGGGUCCCUAGGGAUGCCCUCGGAGCGCGCUGCUGUAGUCCGGUCAAGAAGACGAGAGAGUUUGAUUCGAUUCAUUCUUUGUAAUUGUAUGGUGGUAGCGAGUAGAUUUUCUACUGCAAGUACUAACCACGUGCGUGUAUUUCUAAUGCUAAUUACAUUUAUGGUGUACUGCUCUAUCGACAUAUUUAACAGAGGAAAAUAGUGGAUACUGUAUUACAGUUAAUAUAUUACGACAUAUUUCUUGUACUGUCCAAAUAAUUCCACGCGUCAUUUACCAAACACCCUUGAAAUAUGACGAUGCUACUUAAAUAUUAUCUUCACACUCUUUGGAAAUAAAAAUUUGUCCAGCGUGAA
Molecule: messenger RNA, 4298 nt
Organism: Neocloeon triangulifer
Lineage: Eukaryota; Metazoa; Arthropoda; Insecta; Ephemeroptera; Baetidae
Gene: jus
Exons: 6
Coding region: 197-1114 (305 amino acids)
Source: RefSeq, a predicted model, not a curated record